CCACCACCGUGCUUAACCAAGCAAUGUGUGAAGACAAGCAGCUAUUUCUUAAGCAAGAUGGACUUUUCCGUCAACCCUUGCGAUGACUUGUAUCUCUACGCUUGUGGUGGACUACACGCCAAUACCAGAAUCCCG
Lymnaea stagnalis (great pond snail) is the source of this 135-nucleotide messenger RNA. NCBI's taxonomy places the organism in Eukaryota, Metazoa, Mollusca, Gastropoda, Lymnaeidae. The record is from the annotation of a GenBank genome assembly.